GUUUGACCAGCUUUAUAAGUUUCAGACACUGUGAGGACAUUUGACCACACUGACAGGAGUGUGUCUGUGUGAUUAAAGUGGAUUAGUGUGUGCUGGGGAGCAGUAGCAGUUGGAGGCGAGCAGCAGGCGGCUGGCAGCUCUGAGAUACAGAGAGCGAGCUGGAGAUCACAGGUGACAUCAUCAGCAGGUGACAUCCUUCCCAUGGUGCCCUGCAGCCUCAGAGGUCACCAUGGAAGACCAGUCUUUCCCAGAAUGCCAAGCUCAGGAGCUGUUUGAUGAGUUUGUAUCAGCAUCAACCUGCAGGGCGGCGCUGCACUCCUUCAGCCAGCUUUGUGAACAUCUGCAGCUGGACCCAAGCACUGCCGAAAGGCCACUGUACCGACCGAUUAAACGCCGCCUUAACUACUGGAGGGCGAAUGGUCUGUGGGCCAAGCUGGACCGGAGGGGGGCGCAGGAGGAGUACCAGAGGGCGCGAGCCUGCAGCGAUGUGACUUGUGUUAUCAUUGGUGCAGGGCCUUGCGGUCUGCGGACAGCAGUGGAGCUGAGCUUCAUGGGAGCUCGAGUGGUGCUGCUGGAGAAGAGGGACUCCUUCUCCAGGAACAAUGUGCUCCACUUAUGGCCCUUCACCAUCCACGACCUGCGGGGCCUCGGAGCCAAAAAGUUCUAUGGAAGGUUUUGUGCCGGCUCCAUCGACCACAUCAGUAUUCGCCAACUGCAGCUUGUCCUGUUGAAGGUCGCCCUGCUCCUGGGGGUCGAAGUUCAUGUCAACGUGGAGUUUAAAAAGCUGGUGGAGCCAGCAGAGGACCAGCACAGACACAAGCUGGGCUGGAGAAUGGAGGUGAGUCCAAAGAAUCACCCUGUGAGUCAGCUGGAGUUUGAUGUAAUAAUUGGAGCAGAUGGACGCAGGAACACACUGCCAGGUUUCAGGCGUAAAGAGUUCAGGGGGAAGCUUGCCAUCGCCAUCACAGCAAACUUCAAGAACAGAAACACCACAGCUGAAGCCAAAGUGGAGGAGAUCAGCGGUGUGGCAUUCAUCUUUAACCAAAGGUUUUUCCAGGAGCUACGGCAGGAAACUGGGAUUGACUUGGAGAAUAUUGUGUACUACAAAGAUGACACACACUAUUUUGUGAUGACAGCAAAGAAACAGAGUCUAUUGGAAAAAGGAGUCAUUCUGCAGGAUUUUGCAGACACAGAGCUGCUCCUCUCUCGAGGGAACGUUGACCAGAAUGCAUUGCAGGCAUAUGCCCGUGAGGCUGCAGACUUCUCCACCAAUCACCAGCUGCCAACUCUGGACUUCGCCAUGAAUCACUAUGGUCAGCCUGAUGUUGCCAUGUUCGACUUCACCUGCAUGUAUGCAUCAGAGAACGCUGCUAUGGUUCGCCAACGCCACGGACACCAGCUGCUGGUCACACUGGUUGGAGACAGCCUAUUGGAGCCCUUCUGGCCGAUGGGGACGGGAGUCGCUCGAGGGUUUCUGGCAGCUCUGGAUUCGGCUUGGAUGAUACGAAGUUGGGCUCAGGGCGCAGCUCCUCUGGAUGUCCUGGCUGAGAGAGAGAGUUUGUACCGUCUCCUCCCUCAGACGACUCCAGAGAACAUGCAAAAGAACAUCACUCUGUUCUCUGUAGAUCCAACAACAAGAUACGUGAAUACCAGCCUUUUGACCGUCACACCUGCCCAGGUGAGGCACCUGGUUGACACAGGAGAAGAGGUGGGGCUAACCACAGACUGCAGUGAUAUCAUCCGGCUCCCCUCCCCCAGAUACCUCAGACAGGAAUCCUUCUCUCGAUCCAAUCAGCUGCUGACUUGGUGUCAGGAACAGACUUGUGGUUACCAUGGCGUUAAUGUUACUGACCUGACUACUUCCUGGAGGAGUGGCCUCGCCCUGUGUGCUCUUAUCCACCGAUACCGAUCUGAUCUGAUAGACUUUGACUCUCUGGACGAGUCAUCAGUGGAAGAAAACACUCGACUCGGCUUUGAUGUGGCUGAACAAGAGUUUGGGAUUUCUCCAUUGAUGACGGUGGAGGAAAUGUCGUCUGUGGAAGAGCCUGACUCUCUGUCGAUGGUCAUGUACCUGAGCCAGUUUUACCAACUGCUCAAAGACUCGCCGCCCCCUAUGGGCUGCUUGAGGCACAUCACUGACCUGCGAUCAGCUCUCAUCGCUCCCGCCUCCCUCCUCAGCCGACUGGGAACCAGUUUGUCCAGGAAGAGAAACCCAAAGGAGCAUGGGGGGGCAUUGGGUAAAAAGAGGAAGACCAGUCAGCAGAGUCGAGAGCAGCAGGAGUCAUGUGACCUGAAUGGUGAUGUUGAGAGCCAGUCAUUUGAGGAGGAGUUUGUGGGUGGGGCCAGUCGGUCCAGAGUUCGUUUGAUGGCCAAUCAGCUACAGGCAAAGCUGCAUGAAAGUUCAUCUACCUGCAGGACAUCUUCUUCUGCUGCUGCUGCUGAUUUCCGUCGACAAAAAAAAAGAACUCUUCAGCAGGAGCAGAUGAGUUUUCGAUUCAAACAGAAGCUCAAGGCUCAGGCAGUUCUCGAUGGGGACGAACAGGCCUCUGCCAGCUGCAGUCACGUCUGUUUCUUCUGUAAGCAGAGGGUUUAUGUGAUGGAGCGUCUCAGUGCAGAGGGCUUGUUCUUCCAUCGCAGUUGCUUCCAGUGUGGUUCCUGCAGCAGUCCCCUCCGCCUGGCCUCGUACACAUACGACCAGCACGCCGGGAGGUUUUACUGCCUGCAGCGCUCCGAAUGUCACCUAAGUGCUCAAGCCGUGAGGAAGAGGCCGACGCCAUCUGACAGAGCUGUGUCACACCGAACGUCAAUCGGGUCCCAGAGCUCGGCGCCAUCUCUGUCUGACUCUCUGAUUUCAGCAGGCCGCCGACCAUCCUCAGCUGCUUCUCUAAUGGCGGCGACGCCGGAGAGGAUCGAGCUGGAAAUCUGGCACCGGAGCUCAGAGGCGGAGCUGCAGGAGGAGCUGGAGGAGGUUUCCGAGGAGGUCCUGAACCUAUUCAACCUGAGCACCGACAAUCAGACGGGGUCCAGGUCCAGAAGUUCAGAGUCAGACAUGGAGGAGGAGGCAGAGGGAGGAGGCUGUGUAACCUCAGACGAGACGAGAUCUUCAUCGAGAGAAACGCUGCAGCUUUACCUGAAAGUCCAGGAGGAGGAGGAGGAGGAAGGCAGUGACAUGGAGUCCAGCGAUGAGGGGGAGUACGACCCCUGGGAGAUGGAGCGCCGCUCGGGCUUAUGGCUCCUGUUAGAGGAGGAGACAGAGGCGGAGCUUCCUCCUUACAGCUCUGACACACCUGUUCAGCCUGACUCCACCUCUUCCAUGAACUCAUCUGUGACUCCACACCCUGUCGCCACCACCGCCAGCACAGCCUCCUUCAUCACCACACCUGACUCCCCUCACAUUGAGGAUGGAGCCAGAGUGUCACUCACACCUGCCAUUGUCAUGGAGACACCUGCUGCCAGUGGGCGGGGCUCAUUUGACAACAUCACACCUGAACUACCGCAAAAUAGGCCCCUCCUCCUGCAAGAGAAAGGGGAGGGGUCAGAGGAGGACCCAGGAACAUUUAGGAGGAAGAGGAGGACGACGAGACGGCGAGAAGCUCAUAGCCUCCCCCCUAGACUCCUCUUCCCCCCCCUGCAGCCUGGGGGCAGGGCUCUCCUCUUUAAGAUGCUCAGAGAGGCUCCUCCCCCUGGGGAGAUGGAGCUGGGAGGGGUUGGAGCCAGAAAUCUAUUAAAGACUGUGUUUUCUGGAAACAAGAAUGAGCAGAAGAAGAAGGGGGGUGGGACUUUACCUGCAGAGAGGGUGAAGGAGAAAACAGCCAGUCAGAGAUUCACAGAUGUGAGAGCAGAGGUGUCAGAUCUUGAAUCAUCCACCGUGUUGCAGAGAUGUUCCCUGAAGCCCCAAAACAACCUGCGUUUGGAGUUGCUUGACCUGACCAAUGAAAUUCAGAGGGUUGCCAUCGAGGAGGAGGAGAACCAGGAGCCGCCAUACGUUCCUCACGCUCUGGCUUUCAAACGAUCAUACGCCAUCAAGAGACGCCCCCUGAAAGACAGAGUCCCGCUACAGGACUCUGAUGGCCAGUCUUCCUGCCCCACGGAGGUGGUGGGGGUCCUGGUCCAGCCGAAGGAGGCAUCCAGUUUGAGCGUGAAGGAAACCAUGUUCCAGAGGGAGCAUGAGGAUGACGACAAUGACCUGGACACCAGAAUCACGCGACGGGUUCAGAGAGCCGCAAGGAGACAGGCCAAACAGGAAGAACUGAAAAGACUCCACAAGGCCCAGAUGAUCCAGAGGCAGCUGCAGCAGGUGGAAGAGAAACAGAGGCAGCUGGAGGAGAGAGGAGUGAUGGUGGAGAAAGCUCUGAGGGGAGAAGCAGAUUACUGGGGAGAAUCCAGCCAAAGCGCAGACAUGGAGCUUCACCUGGGAGGGCUCGGGAAACUGGAUAAUCCGCCGCUGAUGCAGCAGUGGUUCCAGCUGGUCCAGCAGAAGAACGUUCUGGUCCGAUAUGAAGCUGAGCUCAUGAUCUUCGCUCGAGAGCUGGAGCUGGAGGACCGGCAGAGUCGCCUGCAGCAAGAGCUCCGAGAGAGGAUGGCUGUGGACGACCACCUGAAGGACGAGGAGCAGCUGGCUGAGGAGCGUCUGAUCCUGGAGGAGAUGCUGGAGGUGGUUGAGCAGAGAGACUCUCUGGUGUCCCUGCUGGAAGAGCAGAGACUGCAGGAGCGACAGGAAGACAGGGACCUGGAGCAGCUGAUGGUGUCUGGAGGACUGGGACUCACCUGGACCUGAGGUGGUCAGACUUUCUGUCUCACCUGUCAGAGGUCUUUAAACCCACCUGGACGCAGGCAGGGAUGAUAUGUUUAAAACUGCAAACUGUCGAGUUGACCUGAGGAGAGUCUGGUUUAGUGCAGGUAAACAGUCCAGAUGGAGAGAAACAAUUACAUUUAUUAACGUUUUAAAACUGAUUCAUAAAAACGAGCAGAAACAGGAUGUCUUAGUCUGAAAUCAGCUGACCUCUAAUGUUUCCUUAGAGGUUAGUCAUGAGAGCAGCUUGAUGGAUUAAAUCUAGCAGAACCCAAACAGAUACAGGAUGGUCUGAACUGAACCAUCCAAUCAUGUGUGAUGAUGUCAUUCACCCCAGAGAAGAUGGGAAAAACCUCCACUUUUCUGACUGCAGGAGUUAGUACUAAUGCUAACAGCCUGUAUUAGCUAUAGUGAUGGAAAACUGACAUGGCUGCUAGCCAAUACCAUGCUACUGCUACUGCUAACCAGCUACCAUAACCCACUAGCUGUGUUGCUACCUGGAGUAAAAGUAAGCUAAUCUAAAUGAAGAGGUGUUUGUGCAGCUUGUCCUGGUGCAGAGUUUAAAUAUCUGUAACUACUCGAGAGAGAGAGAGCACAAAGGUGGACUUCAGCUCUCAGUGCUGAGCUAUCUUAAAACUCCAUUCUUUCUACUGACAACAGGGGUAAACUCCUCUGAUCUGAGCUCAGUAAACUCUUUCCUGAGGAGUUUACAGUCUCAGAUGCUGGUUAAUUAAUUACAUGCUGUGUGUCAAAUGUUUGAAUACAGUAGAAUAGAAUAGCCCUUUACUGUCAUUGUACAUGCACAACAAAAUUGUGGAGGCUCCACCCCAGCAGUCAGGAGUAAAAUAUAAAAACUAGACUGCAAGAAUUCAAGAACUCAAAAGUGGGCUCAAUAGGCAGGUAGACUAAUGAAUCAAAUUAAUUCUACUAGAAACCAGUUGUAUACAAGAACUGGACCCAUUCCUAAUAUUUUAGAUAUUAAAACUGAUAUUAAAACAUUUAAAACAGUGUAUUUAAAUCCUUUGAGGCCGAACCCUCUGGUCUCAUAUCACUGUUUUUAAAACUCUUUUAUAAAGUUUAGGCACUCUUAAAAUAAGCUAACACUCACUAAAGAUGUUUGAGCAUUUCACAAACAGAGCCUUUGUGGUCCUUUAGUAUCUCUGGUGACUCCUGAUGAUGGCUGGGACCUGGUGGGGUUGGUGGAUGUGGUUUUUGACACAAAAGUUGUUUUUUUUAACAAAAACUUUAAUAUUUAAUAAAAAAAAUGUUUUAAAACAUCUGAUGAACCAUGUGACCCAGCCUCAAUGACAUUUUUAUUUAAUUGAUUACUGAUUGUGCCAUCAGAUCACCUGUGUGCCUUACCUGCCACCUUAUCGAUAACAUGUGUUCAUGCGGUGAUGAUGGUUAUUACUGUAACUCUGUGCUGUGAAAUAAACCUCUCAUUUCUGACA
Molecule: messenger RNA, 6243 nt
Organism: Neolamprologus brichardi
Lineage: Eukaryota; Metazoa; Chordata; Actinopteri; Cichliformes; Cichlidae
Source: RefSeq, a predicted model, not a curated record